This is a messenger RNA of Coccidioides immitis RS, 1391 nucleotides long. Its product is annotated as isocitrate dehydrogenase, NAD-dependent. Gene Ontology annotation, molecular function: NAD binding; magnesium ion binding; isocitrate dehydrogenase (NAD+) activity. Gene Ontology annotation, cellular component: mitochondrion. Gene Ontology annotation, biological process: isocitrate metabolic process; tricarboxylic acid cycle. Bases 125 to 1270 code for a protein of 381 amino acids. The record is from RefSeq and is a predicted model, not a curated record. The transcript has 6 exons. NCBI's taxonomy places the organism in Eukaryota, Fungi, Ascomycota, Eurotiomycetes, Onygenales, Onygenaceae.
CUUCGAUGCACCAGCUUUUCAGUCUCGAACUUACCAGCUUUUGGCAUUCAAUCCUUUGGAUUUCACUCAAUUGCAGGCUAUUGAAAGUUGUAAAUUCUUUGCUAUAUCCAGCGGGCCUGGCAAGAUGCUAUCAGGUCGUUUUGUGACAUCUUCUCUCCGGCAGUGCUCUCGACGAGCUGUGUCCACCUCCAAUAGCUCCCAGAUACGAUACUAUGCUGUACCUGCCGCUGAAAAAAUCGCUAAGUUUCCUGGUACAAAGGGACCUGAUGGCAAAUAUACCGUGACAUUGAUCGAAGGAGACGGAAUUGGACCUGAGAUAUCGCAAUCUGUUAAGGAUAUCUUCAGUGCUGCAAAGGUGCCAAUUAAAUGGGAACCCGUCGACGUUACUCCAAUCUUAAAGGACGGCAAAACUGCCAUUCCCGAUGAAGCUAUCAACAGUGUGAAAAAAAACUAUGUUGCAUUAAAAGGGCCGCUUGCUACCCCAGUAGGCAAGGGCCAUGUUUCCUUGAACCUAACCCUCCGAAGAACUUUCAAUCUGUUCGCAAAUGUUCGACCUUGUCGUUCAAUUGCCGGCUACAAAACCCCGUAUGAUAACGUCAACGCGGUCCUUAUACGCGAGAACACGGAAGGCGAAUACUCUGGCAUUGAACACGUCGUGGUAGAUGGUGUUGUUCAAAGUAUCAAACUUAUUACACGGGAAGCUUCAGAACGCGUCCUCCGCUUUGCUUUCCAGUAUGCGCAAGAGGUCGGCAAGCCCAAAGUCCGCGCUGUUCACAAGGCCACUAUCAUGAAGAUGUCAGAUGGGCUUUUCUUGCGGACCGCUAAAGAAAUUUCAAAAGAAUUCCCGGAUAUUGAAUUCGACGCAGAGCUCCUUGAUAACACAUGCUUGAGGAUGGUCACUGAUCCAGCCCCAUACAAUGACAAGGUUCUUGUGAUGCCUAACCUUUAUGGAGACAUCCUGUCCGAUAUGUGUGCCGGUCUCAUCGGUGGUCUUGGUUUAACCCCAUCCGGUAACAUUGGAAACGAGUGCUCUAUUUUUGAGGCUGUCCAUGGAUCUGCUCCCGAUAUUGCUGGCAGGGCAUUGGCCAACCCUACCGCUCUUUUGCUGAGCAGUAUUAUGAUGCUCCGACACAUGGGAUUGAACGACCAUGCUAAGAAGAUCGAGACUGCUAUUUUCGAAACCCUUGCAGAGGGAAAGACCCUCACUGGUGACCUUGGUGGUAAAGCUAAGACACACGAAUAUGCUGGCGCCAUCAUUAAGCGCCUAUAAAUGUGCUCUUUUUCCUCUGUACGUGCGCCGGAUUUUGGAUUUUCGGUUGCGUGCAUACACUCCACUAUUUCUUUAUAGUUGAAUAUUAGACGGUGGAAUUUCAUCGAAAUCUUCAAUUUAC